UGACGGACAGGCUUCACAGGGAGCUGUGGUCACACACACCUUGGAGAGAGAGAGUCUGCUUCCACCGACUGGCCGAGAUCCCAGAGUAGACUUGAGGGAAAAUUUGAGGCAUUACAGCAAACCUAGAGAGUAGUACUUAGUGGUAGUGAGUAGUGGAGGUGACUUGAAGAUUGGUUAGAAGUUGCCAAGAAGUGUUGGAGUCGUUGCGCUGUGAUCGUUGGGUGUCUACUGUCAUUCAAGUCUUUUUUUAGUGCUUUAUUUUUACCCUAGGACUGCGUUCUUGCACACUGGGCCACGAGUGUGCAUGCUUCUGCCCUCUGUCUGCAAGUAAGCUUGUGUGUGUUUCAUCAGAGUCUACUUGAAACCGAGCCAUGGCCGACACAGACUUCAAACUGGAGCGUGCCGUCUUCGCCGAAGUCUCUGAUGAUGACGAGGAGGUCUCCUUGAUGCCUGCUGCCACCAAACCUGCCACCGUCUCCAAGGUGUUCAAAUCAAAACGAGGCGAUGAUGAUGACGAUGAUGACCCGGCGGAAGAGGUGGACCUGGUGUUGGGGCCGGGACUCGAUGGAGGCGGCAGCGGUGAGGCCCAGAAGUCCGAGGCCCAGGCUACAGGCAUGAAGGUCCUGGCACUCCUAGACAAGAUCAUAGGUGUGGUGGACCAGAUCCAGCAGACUCAGACAGGUCUGGAGGCCAAGCAGGAGACCAUGGAGAAGAACAUGAGCAGCAUCCAGACGGAGCUGGCCAAGCUGGCCAAGAAUCACGUUGGGACGGCCGGGACGGUCAACAAGCUUCUGGACAAGGUGCGGAAGGUGAACGUCAAUGUGAAGAGCGUGCGCACGGACCUGGAGAAGCAAGCGGGACAGAUUAAAAAACUGGAGAACAAUGAACAUGAGCUCCUCAAGAGGAAGAACUUCAAAGUGCUUAUCUUCCAGGACAAGGUGAAACCUGUGAAAGUCUCUAAGAAGCCAGUGGCUGCAGGAGAGGAAAGAGAGCAGGUGCUGAGUGAAGGAGGAGAGGAAGAGCAUGGCUCUGAGGAGGAAGUUGAGAUUGAGGAAAUCAUAGAGGAAUCUCGUGCUGAGCGCAUCAAACGCAGCAGCCUCCAGAAGGUGGACAAGCUGAAGAUGGCUUUCAGCAAGGAGCAGAUGGAGAAGACCAGACAGAAAACCAAGGAGAACCUGGAGAAAACCCGACUGAGAACUAAAGAGAACCUGGAGAAGACACGUCAGAGAACCCGAGAGAACCUUGAGAAGACCAAGACGACCCUGGGCAAGAAGAUGGGUAAGCUAGGAACAAAGAUGACGCCUAACACCGAACGCCGCGAGAAGAUCCGCAGCUCUAGAGAGAAGAUGAAGAAGUCACUGAAUCCUGACCACCCCGUCUACGCCCGCUCCAAAUCAACCACCUACCGCGUACCGCCCUUCACCUUCCACGUCAAGAAGGUCCGUGAAGGUGAGAUCGAACCCACACCAGAACCAGAGGAAGAGGAGGAGCAGGUGGAGCAGAAUGAGGAGGUCCAGGAGGGUCUUGCAGUGCAGGAAGGAGGUCUAGUGUCAAGGGUGGAGGAAGGUGAACUGGUCAAUCUUGACAGCCCGGAGAUAGAGGCCUUAUUAGAGGCAGCUGAUCAAUCACGGCUGGUGUUCCAGGAGACGGUGAGGCCAAGGGAGAAGGCCGGCCAAUAAGUCCAACAUGCUGAGCCCUGGGAAAAGCUCAACAAGGAAAAAUAACGUGGAGGUCUGGAGGUAAAUAAGGCUAAAAGGAUGUAGGGAACUGAGAUGUGCUUGAGGACGGAUUAAAGGAGUUGACUGGACCUUUGGCUGAACAUUUAGUUUGUUUGUUUGAUUUUUUCUUAUUAUCUUCUCAACCCCAAGGUUGAUUUUUUUGUUUUUUUUGUUCAGUUGUCAAUUUUUAAAUCAACUAAUAGUUAAUUUUGUGUCUAGAACUGAAUAAUACUCAGAAAAGAUCAAAUACUUUUUAUUGUGAUUACCAACACUUACUCUUUUAAAAUCUUUAAAAAAAAGAAUGUUAUAGUAUUUUCAGAAAAGGUGGAUGUGAGGAGGUUUGCACUCCACAAGAAUAUUUUCAUAAACACUCUCAUGGCAUUUAAUUCCUAUUAGACAUUUAAUAUUAACUCGUUCAUUUGUUAUCAAGGCUACCCGUUGCAACUGGAUAUUGCCAAUAUAUAUUUAUAUUAAAGUGCCUAUAUUUAAUGAACACCUUGUGUUCUUUGUACUAUCAUGUGAUGUGAUGGCUGCUGAUUUCAACAGUACAAAUUAAUAGCAGGCCUUAUGCAUCUUGUAGAACAUCUGGGCUUUGUUUUAAUGCCAUGAAUGAACUGUUGGAAGCUGUUGAAAGUGAAAACUUUAAGGUGCUAGAGAGUAUGUUGUCUGACAGAAAUAUUGUUGUGAGGGAAAGUGAAUUGCGAAAUAUUCUAAUU
Molecule: messenger RNA, 2434 nt
Organism: Sinocyclocheilus grahami
Lineage: Eukaryota; Metazoa; Chordata; Actinopteri; Cypriniformes; Cyprinidae
Product: polymerase I and transcript release factor-like
Exons: 2
Coding region: 372-1679 (435 amino acids)
Biological process (GO): termination of RNA polymerase I transcription; transcription initiation at RNA polymerase I promoter
Cellular component (GO): caveola; cytoplasm
Molecular function (GO): rRNA primary transcript binding
Source: RefSeq, a predicted model, not a curated record